Spathaspora passalidarum NRRL Y-27907 is the source of this 1294-nucleotide messenger RNA. RefSeq lists its product as uncharacterized. The transcript has a single exon. The record is from RefSeq and is a predicted model, not a curated record. NCBI's taxonomy places the organism in Eukaryota, Fungi, Ascomycota, Pichiomycetes, Serinales, Debaryomycetaceae. The annotation marks the transcript as partial.
UAACAGAAGAACUACCAGAUGGCACCUAAGAAGAAUAAGAGCAGCAAACCUGUAGCGAAGAACUACACAUUUCCUCAAGGGUUUAAUGAUUUAUCUAAUGCCAAAUCAUUUUAUAUACCGACCCCAGAGUCAAUAGUUUCCGACCAAAUAAUAACCAUAAACAACUUCUUUUCAAAAGAACUUUGUAAUGAAUUAAUCAAGUCCUUUGAACAAGAAAUAUCGUUAGAGACAACUCCACUUAUAAAAAGCAAAGAAUAUGCAGCUAGAUUUAAUGAUCGUGCUUCAUUAACAGAUUUAAAAUCAGCUGAUACAUUAUGGAAAUAUCUUCGAAAGAUUCUUCUUCAAGAGGAAGACGAAUACAUAGACGAUGAAGGUCGAGAAAUCAGAGAAAUCUUUGCAAAUGCCCGUGGAUUAAACCCGCAAUUACGUGUUUAUAGAUAUAAAAAAGGACAUCAUUUUAAUAAGCAUUAUGAUGAAUCUGUUGUUUGUGAUAUACCACCCAACGGAACCAAGCGAGGAAAAACGAAAUGGACACUUUUAAUCUACUUGACUGGUGGAGAGGAGUUCAAAGGUGGAGGAACAAUCUUUUAUCCUGAAUUAAGAGGAGUCGAACCAUUAAACAUCCAUCCAAGUAAAGGAAUGGCUCUUUUGCAUAAACAUGGAGAUGAUUGUUUAAAACACGAAGCUGAAAUAGUGCAUGAAGGGGAAAAAUGGGUAUUGCGGAGUGAUGUAAUAUAUUAAUGGACAGUGAUGCAAGCAAUACAAUUCAUCAUUCUCUGAGCUGGAAUAUUACAAAUAGAAAAUAAACUUUCAAAGUUAACUUCGUGUCUCGGAUUAUAGACCUAUAGAAUAACUACACAUUUAAAUAUACCCAACAUUACUUAUACGUCUGUCGUUACCAGCUUAUUAAGAAAAAAUUCCUCAGUUUGGUUGAAAAUUUGACUGGUAUUAUUAGUAGCUUGUAAUCUAUCUCUAACCCAUUUACUCAACUUUAUUUGAAUUCUGGGAUAUUUAAAUCUAGAAUCGAUCAAAUAAAUAAUCGAGUAGUCUUUAAUGUGUCGAAUACUUCUCCCGAUACUUUGAUUCACUGCCCUCAUGCAUAGGUUUUCAUAGUAAUUCAUUGACUUUUCCUUAGCUUCAUUAUUAGUACCACCUUUUGAAAUAACAUUCUUUUCGAUAAAAUUCCGCUUGGCUACCAUUUCACCUGAAAACGCAUUAGGGUAAGGUAAUCCAACCAUUAAGACAGCUCUUGCUAAAUUAUCAGAAAAGUUAAUACCUUCAGACAUUUUCCCCC